UUGCGCUCUGUACUUGUGUCUGUGCCGUCGGUCCCAACGGACGUAUCUUGGGACGUAUUCUAUCCAUUUCGUCGUCGGUUUAGUGUUUCAUUCCCUAUCUGUAUCUUUACUGAACUCUGGUGUGUUGGGUUGUUUUACCUCGUCUGGUCUGUCAGUUUGUUCGUGCUGCUUUGUAUGCGCCGCGUUUUGAUUCUUGUCCAUUUUUGAUUCCGCUAGCUCUGGGCUGGAUUCUUUUUUGUGCAACAACCUAGCCCUGAUACCUGACAGUGUUUGUAGACUGUGAAUCGAUGUGGUGUUCUGAAAUGUUGUGUUAAAAAUUAAUGUCUCACAGUGUGCUGAUCUUGUUCAUGAGAAUUUAUAAUUGAAAAGUGGGUUGCUUUCUGUGAGGAAAGAGGCUCAAGUGUCCGGAAAAGUGAUAUGACCAUCGUUUGAAGGUAGUGCAAAAAAAACAGCAUGAAGCGAAAAUGAGCUGUCAAAGGGGAAAUUUCUUUUAUCAACAUAGCAGUCAUUGCUUGCGUCGUCAUGAAGCCCAAAAAUGAAUACCAACAACAGCAACAGCAUCAUCAGGUGUAAAUUUCGAUUCUAAUUUGAACUGCCAGUGUUCUUACUAAUCCAUUGGAAAUAAGUGAAGUCAUCGUCCGGAAAUUGGAAAUUAGUUUGAUAUUUUUACGGCCGUCAACGUUGAAGAUAAAACAAGAGAGACGCACUCAGCUCCUGGAUAAAGUGGCGUCCUGUACACCUCGAUAACACCAUUUGUACCCAACUGGCGUCAUACAACACAGCGUUUUGCCGUUACACACAAUCCGCAUCCUUCAAGGAAUGACCAUCGAAAUGGCCGGCCUUACGACGUCGGAGAUCUGCGAAAAUACCAAAUUGGCACGAGAGAUGGCCGUUAUGGGAAACUACGAUUCGGCCGGCAUCUACUACGAAGGAGUGCUACAAAUGUUGCGGAAGCUGCUGAUGGGUAUAUCCGAACCGAUUCGGAAAGGCAAAUGGACCAUGAUCCAGCAAGAAAUUAACAAGGAGUACUCCCAGAUGAAGCAGAUUCAGAAGAGUUUGACCGAAAUUACUAUGGACCUACAGAAUGCACCCCUCCAGGCUCGAAUCCGCACGCCAUUACACGAAACGGCCAACCGAGAUCCGGCCGCGUGGUUCCGAGCGGAUCCCGAUGUUUGGGUGCCGCCGAACCCGAACCGAGAUCCAGACGUUUGGGGACCUCCGCCCGAUAUGAACACAUCCCGCUCGAUUGCCUCCCGUAACCAAAGCCGAUCGAGCACCACUUUGAAUCGCAAGGCAGAAGUCAACAGGAAAAACGCCGUUACAAAAUCGGCCACCUCAACGGCCAUUUCCGGCAGAAAGACGGCGAGCUCCAAUUCAAGGACGAGUAACGGAAGAACUGGAACACUACCCAGGAGCAAAGCGAAACAAAACUCAAUCGAUACCGGUCCUGAGGGAAGCAAAGGAGAGAAGAUCGACAAGGAGAAAAAUGAUGACGACAAAGAGGAACAGGAAAACCAAGAGGAGCCCGAACGGAAAUUUGAACCGGCCAGUCAUUCUGAUGUGGAUCUAGUCGAUAUGCUGGAGAGAGAUAUUUUGCAGAAGAAUCCAAACAUACACUGGGACGAUAUAGCGGAUCUGCAUGAGGCCAAACGCCUGCUGGAGGAAGCCGUCGUGCUUCCCAUGUGGAUGCCAGACUAUUUCAAGGGCAUCCGAAGACCUUGGAAGGGAGUACUGAUGGUGGGACCACCAGGAACCGGUAAAACAAUGCUAGCCAAAGCGGUAGCAACCGAGUGCGGCACCACAUUCUUUAAUGUGUCUUCAUCUACGCUUACGUCCAAAUACCGGGGCGAAUCGGAAAAAUUAGUUAGGUUACUUUUCGAAAUGGCACGAUUCUAUGCCCCUAGCACCAUAUUUAUCGAUGAAAUCGAUUCGCUCUGCUCAAGGAGAGGAUCCGAAUCGGAGCACGAGGCCUCUCGUCGGGUCAAAUCCGAACUGCUAGUACAAAUGGACGGAGUUAGCAACGACGAGGCCACCAAAAUUGUCAUGGUCCUAGCGGCAACCAACUUCCCGUGGGAUAUUGAUGAGGCCCUUCGGCGACGUCUUGAAAAGCGUAUCUACAUCCCACUGCCAAACAAGGAAGGUCGAGAGGCACUGCUCAAAAUCAAUCUACGCGAGGUGAAGGUUGACGAAUCUGUAGACCUGACCACGAUCGCGACUCGCCUCGACGGCUACUCAGGGGCAGACAUAACGAACGUCUGCCGGGAUGCCAGUAUGAUGUCUAUGCGGCGGAAAAUUGCCGGGCUCAAACCGGAACAGAUUCGCCAGCUGGCCAAGGAGGAACUGGACCUGCCGGUUUCAACCCAAGAUUUUACCGAGGCGAUGGCCAAAUGCAACAAGUCCGUCUCGAAGGACGAUCUCAUGAAGUACCAACAAUGGAUGCGAGAGUUCGGUUCGUCGUGAUCCCAUCGGUGUGUUCCUCCGGGAAUGUCCGGACGAGAGAAUCGUGCAAUAGUGAUCGCUUGUGUCGUUCGCGUCGCCAUCAAAACUCAGUUUUAAACAAAUGUUUCAUUUUGUGCGUUUUAUUUUGUCUUUUUAAAAACGAAAUGUUUUAUUUUGUUUUUCUGUGAACAUAGUCGUUAAAAUUGUUCCAAUUUUGUAUUCUAACAUUCACACCUUAAAUGCAUGACUGAUAUCUGGAUUGUUUAAAUAUGUUUUAAAAUUUUCGUUAAGCGCGUUACUUUACGCUCAUUAUAAUUUUGCGACGGCACUAACACACACUCACUUUAACAAUCGAAUUUGUGAUUGAAUAAAAAUCGGUCUGUACGUUUAUUGCUACUUUUCUCACAAUAUGCUUGGUCAAUAAAAAAGGAUGAAGAUGUUUAAGGAUAAACAAUAUUUAAAACCUUCCUAGAAAACUACAAAAUAUCACUAGAAUUACUAAAAUAUUUGAUAAGAUUAAUUUUAUUAAUAAAUUUUAAAUUGUAA
Molecule: messenger RNA, 2985 nt
Organism: Aedes aegypti (yellow fever mosquito)
Lineage: Eukaryota; Metazoa; Arthropoda; Insecta; Diptera; Culicidae
Gene: Kat60
Product: katanin p60 ATPase-containing subunit A-like 1
Exons: 4
Coding region: 820-2460 (546 amino acids)
Biological process (GO): microtubule severing
Cellular component (GO): microtubule cytoskeleton
Molecular function (GO): ATP binding; microtubule binding; microtubule severing ATPase activity
Source: RefSeq, a predicted model, not a curated record